UGCCUUUAAUAAUGAGCUGAUAGUUUGGACGGCCUCCAGAAGAAGUUACAAAACAAGAGAGGCCGACUGGAAGAUGCCAAGAAGAAAACAACAGAAUCCACAACCUGUAAAGUUGGAUUCUGAUGAUGGUGUAGGCAUUGCCACUGCAGCAAGCCUUACCUUUGAAAGCGACCUUCUCUUAGGACAAGAUCUUGACUUUACAGAUCCUGACAAUGACGGCAAGAUCAUAGGCCUGGAAAAAUUCUCAGCUGACAUUGGCCUACCAGGGUUCCCCCUGGGUGACGAGGAAAGUUCCUCCUUCAGUCGUCUCAGCAUGGAGAGUGACGCCGAAGACUUGCGGACCACUGAAAGCGAACGAGAGGAAGGGCCACACGAGCCUGCCUUCCCCCCUUACCUCUCUUGCAGGGGCUGUGGUCAGCUCUUGGACAACCCUCUGGGCCCCAGCAUGGACCUGAUGGGGCCGCUCUGUCUACGUUGCUGUAAGGGUAACAUGGGUGUUGUGGAGGACAGGCAGCCUGGCCUUUGCCCGGGCUCGACCUCCCAAGCAGAAAGGGAGCAAAACGCUGUGGGUGAGGACGGGUCAAUGAAACUUCAUUCUUGCACAGUGUGCGGUUUCACAUCGCGCUACACCAAUCACGUCAAACGGCACAUGAAGACGCACAACGGCGAGAAGCCUUACCGAUGCCCGCUGUGCUCCUACGCCUCGGCGCAGCUGGUCAACCUGCAGAGGCACUUACGCAUCCACACGGGAGAGAAGCCUUACAAAUGCGAGCACUGUACCUUUGCUUGCAGUUCCCUCGGCAACCUGAAGAGGCACCAACGGAUGCACGUAACCCCGAGCGUCGGCCAGGGGAACUCGCGGCGGCCGCGUGUGCACGGCCUCCGAAGAGCAAGCAUGGGUCAGAGACCCAGGGAGGAAGUGGCCUGCGCCUCGAGCGAAGAAGCUGCAGGGUCUGAUGCGAACCUACAGAUUGGAAGUGAUGGCAGCUUUAUGCAGGCUUUUGGGGGUUUGAGGCCAGGGCAACAACAGCAACAGCAGCAACAGCAACAGCAGCAGCAGCAGCAGCAGCAGCAGCAGCAGUCAUCUGACAUGGUUGAACCAGGUCAGAUAAGAACUGAAUCAGUGCCCCUACCUCCUCUCCUCUUCCCCUUCACCUGUCGCCUUUGUGGUGUGGCACUGGACGAUGAAGACGGGUCUUCGGCCCAGAUUUGCGCAAAGUGCACCCUGGAGAUGCUCACCAAGGACACACCGAACAGUCCCGGCGAACGUGGCGACAAAGUGUACACCUGCGCUGCCUGCCCCUUCCUUACGCACUACCCCAACCACCUGGCACGGCACAUGAAGACCCACAGUGGCGAGAAGCCUUACAAAUGCCCGCAGUGUGACUACGCCUCCGCCCACUUUGAUAACCUCAAACGGCACCACCGAGUACACACGGGCGAGAAACCCUACAAGUGUCACCUGUGCGAUUAUGCCUGCGGCAACCUGGCCAAUCUCAAAAGACACCAGCGCGUUCACUCGGGUGCCAAGCCCUUCCAGUGCGCCGUGUGCAGCUACAGCUGCAACCAGAGCAUGAACCUGAAGCGUCACAUGCUGCGACACACUGGAGAAAAGCCGCACAAGUGCCAAGAAUGUGGCUACACCACAGGCCACUGGGACAACUACAAACGCCACCAGAAGAAGCAUGGCCUGGCCACAGACGGGUGGAUGAAGGUACAGAUGCCAGGCAAUGAUGAAGGUGAGGAAGAAGAAGAGGUAUAGCCUGGCAGUAGGGUUAAUAGGUAUCACGUGGGACGAAAAAGAGAGAGA
Chanos chanos (milkfish) is the source of this 1810-nucleotide messenger RNA. It is a transcript of the gene znf513a, whose product is annotated as zinc finger protein 513a. Gene Ontology annotation, cellular component: nucleus. The transcript is spliced from 4 exons. Lineage: Eukaryota; Metazoa; Chordata; Actinopteri; Gonorynchiformes; Chanidae. Gene Ontology annotation, biological process: positive regulation of transcription by RNA polymerase II. The record is from RefSeq and is a predicted model, not a curated record. Bases 74 to 1762 code for a protein of 562 amino acids.